Molecule: messenger RNA, 2348 nt
Organism: Helicoverpa armigera (cotton bollworm)
Lineage: Eukaryota; Metazoa; Arthropoda; Insecta; Lepidoptera; Noctuidae
Exons: 12
Coding region: 77-2344 (755 amino acids)
Source: RefSeq, a predicted model, not a curated record
AUACUCCAUUAUUGUUAAUAAUUAUUUUGUUGUGACGGAUUUUCAAUGUAACAAGCUUGUGGUUUAAGCAGUGACAAUGUUUAAUUUAAUAUUAUAUUUUAUGUUCUUAAUAAUUAACUGUGAUGGUUUCAGUGAAUCUGAAACUCAAGAUAUUCAUGUCACUUAUAAAAGACCAAACGAAGCAUUCAGAGUGAUGAAAGAAAAACCACUUAAAAUCAUAUUUGAAGAUAACGUAAUUGUCUUGAAAGAGUGCAGAAAUUUCUAUUGGAAUCCAAAUAAUACACACCCAUUUACGCUAUCAACUGAAUUUAGAAAACCUACAAAUAAUUAUAUUGUGGUGAAGGUUAUAAAUGACAUGAGCACGAAAUGGAAAUGCUCCAUCUUGCAGGAGUAUCAUGGUCCACCAGCGACGGCUUAUAAGAACAAGACAUUUACUGCAAUUGACUUGAUUUUUCACAUAAAUGUUACGAUGGCAAAAGAGGUCGUGUUGAUAGUAAAUGAUGCUUCUUUAACUAUCGUCCCGACAAAGGAGACAGCUGAUCACGACGCGGAAGCUCACUACAAAUACGAAGAUGGAGAAAAUAUUGAUUACAAGUGCCAACAAAUAAAUUAUGAUCAGACACAAGACGAGCUCCGGUUAGAAUAUUACGAUGCACAAGGCAGAUUAAUCUUUAAAACUAUGUCAUCACGAACAAGAAGUGAAACAUUUCGUUCGCUACUGAAUUUGGAACACAACAAUUAUUAUUUGGACUGUAUUUGUACAGCUUUCGAUCCUAAAAGAGAAUAUCGUUACAGAACAUAUUUCCAUUUUAUAAAACAGGAUUUAGAUCCAUAUAAACACCCCCUUACAUUAUACGUCAAUGGAGAACGACAAUUUUUACGCCGCGAGCAACUCGUAACAUCCUACGAUGAUUAUGUACCCUACAAGUACAUAGACGGAGAACAAUUGAAUGUAACCUGUAAGAAAAAUAGACAAUUUGAUGGGAAUAUACGAGUCUAUUUUGAAAAUAAAAAUUACGUGUAUUUUGAGGGCCAAUCAGAAAUAACGCUUCCUUCUGAAACAGUCAAGAGUAAUAUUAACCAAUCCUUAAUUUGUAAAAUUGUUAAUACACAUGUCCAAAAUCGUCCUGCCAGACUCAAUUUUAAGUCUGCAUUGCCUGAAUUGGGUGUUCGUAUAAUAGGGCUGCCAAGAAAUAACAUUAUGUACCAAUAUACAAAUGAUUCUAAAUGGACCAUUGCGUAUCAAUUCUCGGUGAACGAAACUCUUAAUUUAACGUGUGUCACCAAAAGUUUAGUGAGUAAUAGUGACCAUAGAUUCCUGUGGAAAUUUGAAGAUGAAACCCUGACAUCCACUGCAAAAAUGAUGCUCUCAACGGUAUUGGCGACCAAUACAAGUUAUGUGAAGGUGCUGGACGAAAGGCACAACCAGACGCACAUACGCUGUACUUAUCAGAACGAACGACAAAAGGAAACAGCUGUGGUGGUGCUGCAUUUGAAACCAGAAAUAGAGUCAGAAAUAUCUAUUGAUGAGCUUGCAGGUCAGGAAAGAGGCAGUGAGAAGUACCUGAUUAUCAUCAUCGCGGUAGCCGUGAUCAUUUUGAGUGCAGUAGCUACCAUCUUCUCCAUGUUUUGGAUCAAGAGGAAGAAGCAUGCCAGACUUAUUGAAAAUGCAUACGAAGACCAAAGUCAGAACGAGAGUCCCAUCCCAGCAUUCCCUAAACAAUGGGAAAACGAGUAUGCCUAUUGCACCACAUUGGGUGCAGGACCUUCCCAAGAAACUCACAGCUACGCCACCAUUGUCGAUAAAUUUAAUAAAAGAGAAAGUAACCCGCCCAGUGAACACCACUACACUGAAAUAGAUGAUUAUUUUAAAACCAAAAUUGAUGGUAGAAAUGCCACUUAUAAGGCUGGCAACCCCACAGCAGGUACAAGUGUGAAAAGACAAGAAAUUGGCAACUUGAAUGAUGGAAGCUACCAAAAUGUCGGCAAGCCGUUUAAACUAACAAACGAGAAUAUUUAUGUGAAUCAAGAUUUACCUAACAACAGUAAGAGUUCAAUAAGUCGUACAUAUAGUAAUGUGCCUCGAAAAAAUAAAGUAGUUAGCUUCCAAGAAAACAAGCCAAGACAAGCUGAAGUUAGAAUUAAAAACGAUUUGAACCCUUUUCGAAAUGAUAGCAACACUAGAGGGUUUACAAACAAACAAAAUAACACUAACGUUAGCAUGCAAAAAGACACUAAUUAUGAAAAUUUAACCAAAGAGAAGAGAGUAGAAAACCCAGUUUACGCAGAACCUCAUUCCGAUUUUGAUGAAAUGGUUAUAAAUACACUGUACGGGAAGAUUUGAAAAG